AUGCAGGUCUUAAGCCGCGGGUCGUAUAAAAGCACCUUAUCAACCUCCUUCAAGGCACGAUUAACCCGGCGAGUGAUACCUGCAUGGAACACAUCGGCAUAUUUCGCAAGGAACUACGUGGAACAGGCGGCGCAGGAUGCUACAGAGCACGCGCCAAAGCAGGGUACGCUUGCACUCCCUUCAACCGGCCGGUUUAACGAGAUCGGGGUACAACAGCUGAGCAGCGUCAUUCACCCUCAAGUAUUUAGCAACAAACCUACGCCUGCGGACCCAAAACUAGUUGCUUUAGCACAGGACCAUUUAUCUCGACAUGAUUUACUAGGCAAGGCGCAGGAUGGCUCUGAUCCGAUCGCAUUCGAUCUUCCGACCCUUAAAGGGCAGAGCCUUGAUGAACACUUCCACAAGCUGGGGAUGGAUGCGUCUGAACCCUUUUUAACCGAUGCCAAACAAUAUGCCACGGUUCAUUUACCCCAACAACCACGAAAAUGGGUCAGACGGAGCGGUUGGACUAAAUAUCAUGACGACGGAACUGCCGAGGAGAUCGAUGCCCCUGAUGAGGCGAUGUUGACGUUCGAUACCGAAGUGAUGUGGAAAGAACAUCCGUUUGCAGUGAUGGCUUGUGCAGCUGGCCCAACGGCUUGGUAUGCAUGGAUCUCGCCGUGGCUCUUGGGGGAAUCUGAAAACACUCAACACCUGGUACCCCUCGGGGACACCUCAAAAUCCCGGAUUAUCGUGGGCCAUAAUAUUGGCUAUGAUCGAGCCAGAAUACUGGAGGAAUACGAUAUCAAACAGUCACGAAACUUCUUUAUCGAUACAAUGUCUCUCCAUGUGGCUGUAAAUGGGAUGUGCUCGCAGCAACGGCCAACUUGGAUGAAGCAUAAGAAAAACAGGGACCUGCGCGAUAAGCUAACGCGCGAAACCGAGUCUGCUGAACUCGCAUCCAUCGUCGAAAAUAAAAUGCUUAGCGAGGAAGAGGAGGAACUAUGGGUGGGAAGGAGCUCCAUAAACUCUCUUCGUGACGUGGCCAAAUUUCAUUGCAAUAUCACUAUUGAUAAAGCCCAACGGAACUACUUUGGUGAACUUGAUCGUGCUGGAAUCCAUGAACGAUUAGACGAGCUUCUUGACUAUUGUGCCGCCGACGUUGCCAUCACUCAUCGAGUGUACAAAAAAGUGUUUCCAAACUUCUUAGAGACAUGCCCCCAUCCUGUCAGUUUUGCGGCAUUACGACACCUUUCAUCCGUUAUCCUUCCCGUCAACGAAACCUGGCAAGAAUACCUAACGAAUGCCGAAGAGACGUACCAUCGUGCAUUGGAAAACGUGCAAAAGAGAUUAAUUGAACUGUGUGAAACCGCGCUGAGUGUGAAAGACAAACCUGAGAUAUAUCAAAACGAUCCUUGGCUUCGACAGCUGGACUGGUCGGGUCAAGAGAUUAGAAUGGUCAAAGGUAAGAAGAAAGGUGACCCUCCACGACCUGCAGCACGACAAAAGAAACCCGGAAUGCCAAAGUGGUAUAAGGACCUAUUCCCGACAAGCAAGUCAGAUAUCAGUAUUACAGUUCGCACCCGAAUAUCACCUAUUCUCUUAAACCUAUCAUGGGACGGAUUUCCACUUGUUUGGUCUGAUAAAUACGCAUGGACAUUUGAAGUUCCCAGAAAAGAGCUACAUCGAUACGCGAACCAGGCGCUUGUUGCAUGCGACAUGGCAGAGGAGACCAACCCUGUUCUGCGUGAGAGCAAAGAGCACGUAUAUUUCAAGCUUCCGCACAAAGAUGGACCGGACGCGCGCUGUACAAGCCCACUUUCAAAGGGAUAUCUACAAUAUUUCGAAAGUGGAAAGCUUUCGUCUCAAUUUCCAUUAGCUAAAGAAGCGCUGGAAAUGAACGCUUCGUGUUCGUACUGGAUAAGCGCGAGGGAUCGAAUAAAGUCUCAAACAGUCGUGUACGAAAAAGAUUUGGUAAAGGCAGAGGAUUCUGGCAAGGAGCCUUCAUCAGAAUCGAAAGUAGGCUUUAUACUUCCACAAGUCAUACCUAUGGGAACAAUUACACGCAGGGCUGUCGAAAACACUUGGCUCACCGCGAGUAACGCUAAACCAAAUCGUGUUGGAUCUGAGCUCAAGGCGAUGGUUCGGGCACCACCCGGCUACGUCUUCGUUGGUGCCGACGUUGAUUCAGAGGAACUUUGGAUAGCAAGUCUUGUUGGUGAUGCACAAUUCCAACUUCAUGGUGGAAAUGCCAUAGGUUUCAUGACGCUCGAGGGUACAAAGGCGGCUGGUACGGACUUGCACUCGAAAACGGCACAGAUCCUAGGUAUUUCUCGAAACAACGCAAAGGUCUUUAAUUAUGGCAGAAUAUAUGGGGCUGGUCUGAAAUUCGCUGCCACGCUUCUACGACAAUUCAACCCAACCAUGUCCGAAGCGGAGACAAAGGCUGUGGCCGCCAAACUAUAUAAAGAGACGAAAGGGACUCGAACGACUCGCAGAAUGCUAAGUGAGAGCCCAUUCCUACGAGGCGGGACUGAAUCGUUCGUAUUCAACAAACUUGAAGAAUUCGCAGAGCAGGAGCGGCCACGGACCCCCGUUCUCGGGGCAGGUAUUACUGAAGCAUUAAUGCGACGCUUUAUUAAUAAAGGCGGCUUCAUGACAUCCAGAAUUAACUGGGCGAUUCAGUCAUCUGGUGUGGACUAUCUCCAUUUACUCAUCAUAUCGAUGGAUUAUCUCAUUAGGCGAUUCAACCUGGACGCCCGUCUUGCUAUUACUGUCCAUGAUGAGAUUCGGUAUGUGGUAAAGGAGACCGAUAAAUACAAGGCUGCAAUGGCGCUACAGGUUGCGAAUCUCUGGACGCGUGCCAUGUUUUCACAGCAAAUGGGCAUCGAUGAUCUCCCACAAUCAUGCGCGUUCUUUUCAGCAAUCGAUAUCGACCACGUUCUGAGAAAGGAAGUGAAUAUGGACUGCGUGACGCCUUCUCAUCCCAACAAAAUCCCUCAUGGUGAAUCCCUUGAUAUCAAUGACCUCCUCGCCAAAGGAGAUCAGGCGAGGUUGGACACCUCAGUUACUCCUUUAUCGCCACCUGCCCCUGAGAAAUACAGCUACACUCCCAGAAAACCCGUCAUGUCAUCUCUACAAAACUCAAGCAGCAUGGACUUUAUCAGAGCGCAAAUCACGAGCGAUGAUAAAGAGCUUCGAGAAUUAAUAAAGGAGACGAUGAAGAAGAAUACGGCCUCGAGUUCGGGAGGUACAACAAAGACAGUCCCGAAGAGAGGAUCAAAAUCGCAAAUACCGCGAUAUGCAGAACCACAAAAGGCCGUAUUAAUGGAUAUUCAGCCGGAUCUCCUUCCAGGUGUCAAAUCACAGCAGAGUUUCACGAAACCCUCGUCCUUUACCAUUCAUCGCUUCGGCUGGAAACCAAAACCAGCCUCUGUAUAA
Molecule: messenger RNA, 3420 nt
Organism: Arthroderma uncinatum
Lineage: Eukaryota; Fungi; Ascomycota; Eurotiomycetes; Onygenales; Arthrodermataceae
Exons: 2
Coding region: 1-3420 (1139 amino acids)
Biological process (GO): mitochondrial DNA replication
Cellular component (GO): mitochondrion; gamma DNA polymerase complex
Molecular function (GO): 3'-5' exonuclease activity; DNA binding; DNA-directed DNA polymerase activity
Source: RefSeq, a predicted model, not a curated record